Molecule: messenger RNA, 1561 nt
Organism: Entelurus aequoreus (snake pipefish)
Lineage: Eukaryota; Metazoa; Chordata; Actinopteri; Syngnathiformes; Syngnathidae
Gene: gper1
Product: G protein-coupled estrogen receptor 1
Exons: 1
Coding region: 64-1080 (338 amino acids)
Biological process (GO): G protein-coupled receptor signaling pathway; cellular response to estradiol stimulus
Cellular component (GO): membrane
Molecular function (GO): nuclear estrogen receptor activity; G protein-coupled receptor activity
Source: RefSeq, a predicted model, not a curated record
GCCGGGAGCUCGCGGGCUCGGACCAUGUAGCGUCUGACCCCAGACAGUCCGACGGCGUCCAGCAUGGAGGCGCAGACCGCCUCUCCGGUGUGGAUUUACGUCAACGCCAGCGAGCGAGCCAACGCCUCGGAUGAGUACGCCGCCGCCGACAGCUCCUACGUGGCGGGCCUCUUCCUCUCCUGCCUCUACACCGUCCUCCUCUUCCCCAUCGGCUUCAUCGGCAACAUCCUCAUCCUGGCGGUCAACCUCGCCCACCGGGAGAAGAUGACCAUCCCCGACUUGUACUUCGUCAACCUGGCGGCGGCCGACCUCAUCCUGGUGGCCGACUCGCUCAUCGAGGUGUUCAACCUGAACGAGAAGUACUACGACUACGCCGUGCUGUGCACCUUCAUGUCGCUCUUCCUGCAGGUCAACAUGUACAGCAGCGUCUUCUUCCUCACCUGGAUGAGCUUCGACCGCUACGUGGCGCUGGCCGGCUCGGCGGGCGGCAGCGCCCUGCGGACCAUGCGCCACGCCCGGCUCAGCUGCGGCCUCAUCUGGAUGGCGUCCAUCCUGGCCACGCUGCUGCCCUUCACCAUCGUGCAGACGCAGCACCGGGGCGAGCUGCACUUCUGCUUCGCCAACGUGCCGGAGAUCCAGUGGCUGGAGGUGACCAUCGGCUUCCUGGUGCCCUUCUCCGUCAUCGGGCUGUGCUACUCGCUCAUCGGCCGCGUCCUCAUGCGGGCGCAGAAGCACCGCGGGCUGUGGCCGCGCCGGCAGAAGGCGCUGCGCAUGAUCGUGGUGGCCGUGCUGGUCUUCUUCAUCUGCUGGCUGCCGGAGAACGUCUUCAUCAGCGUGCAGCUGCUGCAGGGCACGGCCGCCACCACGCUGUGGCACGACUACCCGCUCACGGGUCACAUGGUCAACCUGGCCGCCUUCUCCAACAGCUGCCUCAACCCCAUCAUCUACAGCUUCCUGGGGGAGACCUUCAGGGACAAGCUCAGGCUCUUCAUCAAGCAGAAGGCCAGCUGGUCGCCCGCCGAGCGCCUCUGCCACCUCGGCCUGGACUUGGGCCUCAGGACUGAGGCGUCUCGGGUGUGAGGGCGACGACUGGCGGGGAAUUGUGCCGCGUAGAUUUAGCAACCUGCUCACGUUUGGAGCAAAAGCAAACGACGUAUAGUUCGUAUAAUCUCACUCAAAAGGCAUUUUAAGUGAACCUGUACACUGACUACUCUAAAGCAGAGGUCUUCAUGACAUUUUUGAUUGGUUAAGACUAUUUUAAAAUUCCACAAAUGUAAUUGAUCCAACAUUGAUCCAACACACAGUAAGGAAAGGAUUCAUAUGGGCCACAUUCCUGGGUGGGUAUUCAUUUUGCAAUGCAGUCUGCUGAAAAUGAUGGAAAGCGCCACUCUACAUAGCAACUGAUGCUGUGUCUUUAAAUGCACAUUGACAUUGAUCCAACAAGGAAAGGAUUCAUAUGGGCCCCAUUCCUGGAUUUUCAAGACAAGAAAUAAUUUUCAAGGUAAAAGUUGAUUUUCAAGACAAAAAAAUGAUUUUCAAGGUAAAAGUUGAUUUUCAAGAC